AUGAACGUGCUGUUGUCGCCGCAACCACCGUCCUUCUUCUCUCAUCAACACGACCCCAACCGACGGUCUCCCACCCGCUCAAUGUCUUUUCAUAACACUGCCCCUACAGCCCGGAAACGGAAGGCCGACGACGACGGUGAUGAGAUGUCGGUUUCGCCCAUGAGCUCACCUGCCGUCCAAUUGCGGCAGCUCGUCCCCCGGCCGUCCAAGAAGCCUCGCUCCAACGAAAUCGCCGGCCGUCCUCUCUCCCUCCUUCGCCUCCUCGAGACCCUCGACGCCACCCAAUUGAGGGUUGUUCUCCAGACCAUCUGCGAGCGACAGCCCGAGAUCGGAGAGGAAGUGGUCAAGAGCGCACCGCGGCCGACCGUCGAGUGCGCGUUGCAUGUGUUAGGGGAAUACCAAGCCAAGCUGCGGAGCGCAUUCCCCUAUGGAGAUUCGAGCUCCGACUACACCUACUACCGAGUCAAGCAGCCGCUGAUGGCACUCCUCGACGCCCUCUCCGACUUCACCCCCCAGUUCCUCCCGCCCACCGAGACGAGUGCCAACGUCUCGCUGCAGUAUCUCGACGGCGCCACCAAGAUUAUCCACUCCUUGCCGGAGUGGGAAAGUCAAAGCUAUCGACAUCACAAAGAGAAUGCGUACGACGAGAUAUCCGCCGCCUGGGCUCUAGCUAUCAACGAAGCUUCUAAGAAGGGUGCCGGGUUCCUCCUACACUCGGGAGGAUGGGAUCAGACUCUCGCCAAGCACAACCAGCAAUCCGGCGGACGGUUGCAGGCCGCCAUUGCCACCAUGUCCGCGCAGGUCGGAUGGGUUGGUGGGGGACCCGGCACCAGCGGUCAACCCCCAGCAGCCAACCCGAACUCGAUUCUGCACCAGUUGAUAAACGGCAACUACAGCUCCCCGGUCCGGGUUGGGCCGUGGUAG
Molecule: messenger RNA, 924 nt
Organism: Durotheca rogersii
Lineage: Eukaryota; Fungi; Ascomycota; Sordariomycetes; Xylariales; Xylariaceae
Product: Cut8-domain-containing protein
Exons: 2
Coding region: 1-924 (307 amino acids)
Biological process (GO): nuclear protein quality control by the ubiquitin-proteasome system; proteasome localization
Cellular component (GO): nucleus
Source: RefSeq, a predicted model, not a curated record